Molecule: messenger RNA, 1902 nt
Organism: Phasianus colchicus (ring-necked pheasant)
Lineage: Eukaryota; Metazoa; Chordata; Aves; Galliformes; Phasianidae
Source: RefSeq, a predicted model, not a curated record
AUGUCUUCAACUUGUGUUUGGAAACAUGAAGACUGGAAGCAAUAUACCAGACUUAUUUUUAUCCCUACAUGUAUUACUACCACCAAUGGAGGUGUUUGCAUUGCUCAGUCACUCAAAAUUCCUCGGGAACCAAGACCAGGAGAAUUUGAAAAGAUCAUCAAACGCUUAUUAGAAACUCCAAAUGCUCGAGCGGUGAUCAUGUUUGCGAAUGAAGAUGAUAUUAGGCGAAUACUGGAAGCAGCCAAAAAAGCUAAUCAGUCUGGACAUUUCCUAUGGAUUGGCUCAGAUAGUUGGGGGUCAAAAAUUUCACCGGUUCAGCAUCAGGAAGAAAUUGCAGAAGGAGCAGUAACCAUCCUACCUAAAAGAACAUCUAUAGAUGGAUUCGAUAGAUAUUUUCGGAGCCGAACACUUGCUAACAAUCGAAGAAACGUAUGGUUUGCAGAAUUUUGGGAGGAGAACUUUGGAUGCAAGUUAGGAUCCCAUGGAAAAAGAAAUAGCAACAUAAAGAAAUGCACAGGCUUAGAAAGAAUUGCAAGAGAUUCAGCCUAUGAGCAAGAAGGAAAAGUUCAGUUUGUAAUUGAUGCAGUAUAUUCCAUGGCCUAUGCACUACAUAACAUGCACAAAGAUCUCUGUCCUGGAUAUAUUGGUCUGUGUCCAAGGAUGAGCACAAUUGAUGGUAAAGAACUACUUACCUAUAUCCGAGCAGUAAACUUUAAUGGGAGUGCUGGAACACCUGUUAUCUUCAAUGAAAAUGGAGAUGCUCCUGGACGUUAUGAUAUUUUUCAGUAUCAGAUCACCAACAAGAGUACAGAAUACAAAAUAAUUGGUCAUUGGACCAAUCAACUUCAUCUAAAUGUAGAAGACAUGCAGUGGGCUAAUAGAGAGCACACUCAUCCGGCAUCUGUCUGCAGCCUACCCUGUAAAGCUGGGGAAAGAAAGAAAACCGUGAAGGGGGUGCCCUGCUGCUGGCACUGUGAACGCUGCGAAGGGUACCACUACCAGGUGGAUGAAUUCAAUUGUGAACUGUGUCCCAUCAAUAAGAGACCGAAUGCCAACCGUACAGAUUGCCAGCUUAUCCCCAUAAUCAAACUGGAGUGGCAUUCCCCAUGGGCCAUUGUGCCCGUCUUCAUAGCUAUCCUUGGUAUAAUUGCCACCACCUUCGUCAUCGUGACGUUUGUCCGGUACAAUGAUACUCCGAUUGUCAGGGCCUCUGGACGGGAGCUCAGUUAUGUGCUCUUGACUGGGAUUUUUCUCUGUUAUUCCAUUACUUUUUUAAUGAUUGCCACUCCUGAUACAGUGAUCUGCUCAUUUCGGAGGAUCUUCCUAGGACUUGGCAUGUGUUUCAGCUAUGCUGCCUUGCUUACCAAAACAAAUAGAAUUCACAGAAUAUUUGAACAGGGUAAGAAAUCAGUCACAGCUCCCAAAUUUAUUAGUCCAGCUUCCCAGCUGGUGAUCACUUUCAGUCUCAUAUCCUUGCAGCUUAUUGGAGUCUUCAUCUGGUUUGCUAUUGAUCCACCACACACCAUAGUAGAUUAUGGAGAGCAGAGGACUCUUGAACCAGAAAAUGCCAGGGGAGUUCUCAAAUGUGACAUUUCAGAUCUGUCUCUCAUUUGCUCCCUUGGAUACAGUAUUCUCUUGAUGGUCACGUGUACUGUUUAUGCUAUUAAAACAAGAGGGGUUCCAGAGACCUUCAAUGAAGCAAAACCCAUUGGAUUUACUAUGUACACAACCUGCAUAAUUUGGUUAGCUUUUAUUCCAAUCUUUUUUGGUACGGCCCAGUCAGCAGAGAAGGUAAGUGGUGAAUUUACAAAUCAAAUACUGUACUCUCUUUAUUUUUUGUCUUGCAAUACUUGUAAAACUGCAACAUUUUGGCUCGAAAGAUUUAGUAGUUCUAAGUGCUAA